AUGGCGGAGGAACAAUCGACGGCGGCAUCGGCCAACAAUACUGCGGCGGCAGCGCCAUUAGGACACUCGGUAAUACCGAUUGUGAACAAGCUACAGGACAUAUUCGCGCAGCUUGGAAGUCAGUCGACUAUCGAGCUGCCGCAGGUGGCGGUGGUCGGGAGCCAGAGUAGCGGCAAAUCCAGUGUGCUGGAGGCUCUGGUUGGGCGUGAUUUCCUGCCACGUGGCAAUGAUAUCUGCACACGCCGCCCGCUCGUGCUGCAGCUUGUGCAGAGGAAGAGGAAGAAUGACGGUACAGAUGAGGAGUGGGGGGAGUUCCUGCAUUUGCCUGGGAAGAAGUUCUUUGAUUUCAAUGAUAUCCGGAGGGAAAUUCAGGCUGAAACUGAGAGAGAAGCUGGUGGAAACAAGGGUGUUUCAGACAAACAGAUACGUUUAAAGAUUUUCUCACCAAAUGUUCUUGAUAUUACUCUUGUGGAUUUGCCGGGCUUAACAAAAGUUCCUGUUGGUGAUCAACCGUCAGAUAUAGAAGCACGUAUAAGAACAAUGAUAAUGUCAUAUAUCAAGCGUCCAAGUUGCUUGAUAUUGGCUGUUACACCAGCAAAUUCAGAUCUGGCUAACUCAGAUGCACUUCAAAUGGCUGGAAUUGCCGAUCCUGAUGGUUAUAGGACAAUCGGUAUAAUUACCAAGUUGGAUAUUAUGGACAGGGGUACUGAUGCCCGAAAUUUUUUGCUGGGGAAAGUUAUUCCUCUUCGGCUUGGUUAUGUUGGUGUUGUGAAUCGUAGUCAAGAGGAUAUUCUAUUGAAUCGGAGCAUCAAGGAUGCCCUAAUAGCUGAGGAGAAGUUCUUCCGCAGUCGGCCAGUUUACAGUGACCUUGCUGAGCGUUGUGGGGUCCCUCAGUUGGCCAAGAAGUUGAACCAGAUUCUGGUCCAACAUAUUAAGACAGUUCUUCCAGGGUUGAAAGCACGCAUCAGUACUGCCUUGGUUUCUGUUGCAAAGGAGCAUGCUAGCUAUGGAGAGAUUACUGAAUCAAAGGCUGGGCAGGGGGCUUUACUACUAAACAUUCUUUCGAAGUACUCAGAAGCAUUCUCUUCGAUGAUAGAAGGAAAGAAUGAAGAAAUGUCAACAUCCGAGCUAUCUGGUGGAGCAAGAAUCCAUUACAUCUUCCAAAAUAUAUUUGUCAAGAGCUUAGAGGAUGUAGAUCCUUGUGAGGAUUUAACUGAUGAUGACAUACGUACUGCCAUUCAAAAUGCAACUGGUCCUAAAUCCGCAUUAUUUGUGCCAGAAGUUCCAUUUGAGGUUCUCAUCAGAAGACAAAUAGCUCGUUUGUUGGAUCCAAGUCUUCAGUGUGCUAGAUUUAUAUAUGAUGAGCUGAUUAAGAUGAGCCAUCGCUGUAUGGUUAAUGAAAUGCAACGGUUUCCAGUCCUGCGAAAGCGCAUGGAUGAGGUCAUAGGAAACUUUUUGCGGGAAGGUCUUGAGCCUUCAGAGACAAUGAUCGGACAUAUUAUUGAGAUGGAGAUGGAUUACAUAAAUACAUCCCAUCCAAAUUUUAUUGGUGGUAGUAAAGCUGUAGAGAUUGCCUUACAACAGACCAAGCCUUCUAGAAUCGCAGCAGUGCCGAGGCAAAAGGAUUCAGGAGAUUCAGAUAAAGCACCAAAUUCUGAGAGAAGUCAAAAAUCUCGUGCUAUUCUUGCUCGCCAAGCGAAUGGAAUUGUUCCGGAGCAGAAUGCCAGACCAGUUGCUGAAGUUGAGAAGCCGGCACCUCCUGUUAACAAUACUAGUUCGAACUGGGGGAUAUCUUCUAUUUUCGGUAGCCAUGAUAAUCGCACUUCUGUGAAAGAGAACUCAACCAGCAAACCCUUCAGUGAACCUGUUCAGAUCAUGGAGCAGGGCAUCUCAAUGAUUCAUUUGAGAGAGCCUCCCAGCGUAUUGAGGCCUUCAGAAUCACACUCGGAUCAAGAGGCUGUUGAGAUUGCUGUUACAAAGCUGUUAUUAAGAUCAUAUUAUGAUAUUGUGCGGAAGAAUGUAGAGGAUUCUGUACCAAAAGCAAUAAUGCAUUUUCUGGUGAACCAUACCAAACGGGAGCUUCAUAAUGUCUUCAUAAAAAAGCUUUACAGAGACAAUUUGUUUGAAGAGAUGUUGCAGGAACCAGAUGAAGUGGCCACAAAGAGAAAGCGUACUCGGGAGACACUUCGGGUUCUGCAGCAAGCAUUUCGGACUCUGGAUGAAUUGCCGCUUGAAGCCGAGUCUGUGGAGAGGGGCUACAGCUUGAGUACUGACCCUACAGGACUGCCAAAGAUCUACGGGCUUCCGACCUCGUCUUUGUAUAACACGAGCAGUGGCUCGACUGACUCGUACGGUGCCUCUCCCAAAAACACCAGACCUCGUAAGUCGUCACAUUCUGGCGAGCUGCACUCUCCAUAUUAUGGAGAUUCUAAUGGUGGACGUAAUUCUAUGCUGGGUCUUUACCCUACUGCCGAUAUUUAG
This is a messenger RNA of Striga hermonthica, 2481 nucleotides long. The record is from the annotation of a GenBank genome assembly. Lineage: Eukaryota; Viridiplantae; Streptophyta; Magnoliopsida; Lamiales; Orobanchaceae.